AUGAUUAAACAACAGCAACCACAGCAACUUAAGGCACAAAGCACCCAGGUCCCUCAGACCAUUACAUACGCCAUAUAUGCAUAUAAUUCAAAGACGGCAGAACAAACGCAAAGGUUGAAAUAUGGAGAUUUGGAGAUAGUAUUGAAAAAUGACCAUUUCGAAUUCGUUUGCAAAGGUGGUGCAGUGAUAUCAAAUAUAAAAGAAAUUUUAUUUAUGAAUUCUAAAAUUAAAGGUAUAACGGAUGAUAUAACAUCAAUUCCACCAGAAGAACAAAGAUAUUACGCAUUAAAUGCAUUUCCUAAAGUUUUGAAGAUUGGAAGAUUUAAUUUAAAUGAGGAAUUCAUAAAAGGUUUCCUAAAUGACAUAAUGAAGAAAGCAGAUAAGGAAUAUGUUGCUGCUGUGUUAGAGAAGAAAGCAGAUAAGGAAUAUGUUAACGAAAAAGAUAAUGAAAUUAAAGAAAGGGUUGAAUGGUAUCAUGAAUGGACAUCAAAGAUUUUAAAAACUAAAGCCGAUACAGGAUGGGUUUCAGGAUGUUUAGACCUUAAAGCGGAUAAAACUUAUGUUAACGAUGAGUUAGAGAAGAAAGCAGAUAAAACUUAUGUUAAUGAAGAAAUAAAACAAUCAGAGGUCUAUUUUACUCCGCCAUUUUUAAAUUUUAUGAAAUCAUCAGAUAAAACCUUUGAUAUAGAUUCCUUUGAAUGGAUAUGUUUCGAUGGAGUGACCAUGUAUUUAUUUUAUACAGCUGGAGUGCUUUAUUAUUUUAAAACAAAUGAUUUUCAAAACUAUGAAUCAUUUACUCCAUCUGUUUUGAAUCCUGAUACACGAAAGCCAAUCAUUAAUCCAAGAAUUUUAUAUGUUGAAUAUAAUAACGGCAAAUUUAUGGGAAUGAUAACGGUUGAAGAUGAUUUUUGCCCUUGUUAUUCAUUCGAUUGUAUCCAAUGGUUCAAAUGUAAUUUAAAUCAAGAUGCUAAAUUUAAAUAUCCAAAUAAUCCUAUUAGAUGUGUUAAUAAUAAAUGGGUACUAAUUUAUGAA
Molecule: messenger RNA, 1032 nt
Organism: Trichomonas vaginalis G3
Lineage: Eukaryota; Parabasalia; Trichomonadida; Trichomonadidae
Exons: 1
Source: RefSeq, a predicted model, not a curated record